Seminavis robusta is the source of this 1880-nucleotide messenger RNA. NCBI's taxonomy places the organism in Eukaryota, Bacillariophyta, Bacillariophyceae, Naviculales, Naviculaceae. The record is from the annotation of a GenBank genome assembly.
CACGAUCAUCAUUCUCGACCAUGGCGUCUCCAAACACCGGAACGAAGCGGGUGUUUGCAUCGUCGUCCAACGACAAGGAAAACAAUCAGUCGCACAAGCUGAUCAAGUGGAAUCCAGAGAACAAACCGCCUCCCGAGUUUCCAGCGGCCAAGUUCAAGUGGAGAGGCAAUCCCGAGGAAACCUACAGCGACUGGACCAUUGAAAUCGUUUGCAACUCGGAGAAGGAAGAGACAGAAACCUAUCAUGCCCACAAGUUCGUCCUAGGAUACGGACCCCGAAGUUCGGGAUACUUUGCAAAGCUCUUUCAGCAUGGACAUGCACUCAAGGAAUCCGAGUCCAAGAAAAGUCGAAUCGAGCUAGAACCCAUCGCAGCACAAGCAUUCCCAUUGAUGCUGGAUUUCAUUUACUCGCCAGAGAACACGCUCUUUGUUGACACUCCAAGUGCCACCGCUCUGCACUUUCUCGGAGAAUACUUUGAGAUACAUGCAUUGCGUUGGUAUGUCAUGAAGUACUGCCAAAAGGACAUGACAAUGGAGAACGUCAUGACGUACCACGAACAUGCCUCGAUUUUAUCGGACAAGGCCGUGCUGGACCUAGUCGCCGAGUUUCUAGCCAAGAACAUUUCAAAAGUUUACCCCGAAUCGACUAUCCUGGAACAGCUUCAACUUUCCGUGUUUGUCGAAAUGGUCAAGGCACUCCCCAGUGGAAUCGUAAGCAGCCAGCGGAACUCCCAACGACUCUCCAGACUAGUAGCCGCCAAAAUGACGACAAUUCACAAGGAAUCGACACACAACAUAAAGGACGUGUACCCGGACUUUCAGACAAUCACGCAUGCCAGUAAAAUGCCCACUGUACAUCCAUCGGUCGCAUUGCAAUUGUGCCAAUUGGAAGAUCAAUUUCAACAACGUGUGGGCAAUGCCCACGAAGUCACGUCGCUUCACAAACGGUGCAUCGCGGCGUUGUCGGAAAUCAAUUCAAGAUAUUUCUUGGAAAACACUGACGACAAGGACGAAGAGCGGCUGCUCCAACAAAAGCCUCAGGUCCUGGUAAAUUUGAUCCACCAGCUUGUAGCAUCCCGCAAGGACACCAGGGACAAGGUUGACGACCUACAGCAACGGCUUCACGAGGCAACCGAGGAACUUGAAGAAACUGAGGGGGAACGAGACUACGCAGAGCAAGCACAGGAGGAAGCCGAGGCGGAAGUAGCUUCGGCCGAACAAGAAACGGAAGAGGCUCAGAAAGAACUGGUAGCUGUCAAGGAAGAAUUGCGAACACUCCGGGUGUUCAUCAAGCGUCUUCGUCCUUUGCCACAGAACGAGGAAAAAGAGAACUUGACACUACCUGAUGUUAUCUGCAAGCACAACCCUCAACUAGCCAACCUGUCGGCGACUCAGCUACAGGAUAGUGAGUUCCCUAUUUUCUACUACGACCACACCGCUGAUGUGGACGACGAUGAAGAAGAAGGAGACGCGGAGGAAGACCCCGCCCAUGCUGCCCGUCGAGUCGCGAUUCCGGCACCCCUUAGUCCGCACGGGAUUCUUGCGUUGCAAGCAGUACUGCUUGAUCGGUAUCAACGUGCUUUUAAAAUGCUCACUGGCCAGCUACAAGCCUUGUUGUGCCCUAAGUCGUACGAGACCUAAAAGCUUUGUCUCCUAGUCUCUCAGCAUAAUAUGGACCGAAUAAUUCGAUCGAAUCGAAUCGUUCUGCCAAUAGUAGCGUGCACCCGAGGCACCCACGGACUAAUCAUAAUAGAUAAAAUUGAAAAAUGAUGUAGAUUGAACUUGGGUCAGCACGCGAAAGCUCUGAAGCAUGAACAGAAAACACAUCUACGUAUUCAAAGUCGUAACGUAAACAUACAUAGCCAACCAAAAACCACGAGC